AUGUCUUCCCUCUCUCGUCGUGCCUGCUAUAAGUGUGGCAAUGUUGGCCACUAUGCCGAGGUUUGCUCUUCCGCCGAGCGCCUCUGCUACAACUGCAAGCAACCCGGCCACGAGUCCAACGGUUGCCCUUUGCCCCGCACCACCGAGGCUAAGCAGUGCUAUCACUGCCAGGGACUCGGCCAUGUUCAGGCUGACUGCCCAACCCUGCGUCUGAGCGGCGCUGGCACCAGUGGCCGCUGCUACAACUGCGGACAGCCCGGUCAUCUUGCGCGCGCGUGCCCCAACCCCGCCGGCGUCAACAUGGGCCGAGGUGGCCCCCCGGUUCCCCGUGGCGGAUACGGCGGCUACGGCCGUGGUGCCUUCACCGGUGGUCCUCGUCCUGCUACCUGCUACAAGUGCGGUGGUCCCAACCACUUUGCGAGAGACUGCCAGGCUCAGGCCAUGAAGUGCUAUGCUUGCGGCAAGCUUGGCCACAUCUCUCGUGACUGCACCGCUCCCAACGGUGGUCCCCUCAACACUGCUGGCAAGACUUGCUACCAGUGCGGCGAGGCCGGUCACAUCUCCCGCGAUUGCCCCCAGAAGAACACCAACGGCGAAAUCCCCAACGACGUUGAUCUGUCGGCUGCCCCUGGCAUCCCUCAGCCCGCUGUUGCGCCCAUUGCCCCCGUUGCUUAG
Molecule: messenger RNA, 675 nt
Organism: Colletotrichum abscissum
Lineage: Eukaryota; Fungi; Ascomycota; Sordariomycetes; Glomerellales; Glomerellaceae
Product: zinc knuckle
Exons: 3
Coding region: 1-675 (224 amino acids)
Biological process (GO): positive regulation of cytoplasmic translation
Cellular component (GO): cytoplasm
Molecular function (GO): mRNA binding; single-stranded RNA binding; zinc ion binding
Source: RefSeq, a predicted model, not a curated record